AUGGCGACAUCUCAAAAGCCAAAGUCCAUCCUGAAGAAGGCCUCGUACCCCGCCACAACGACAUCGAAAGAAGACCGCGAUCGAGACCUAGCAUUGUACCACGCCGACCUGAUCCAACAGCGCAAAGAUAUCGAGCUCGAGAUCCUCCUCGCUACAGAGACUUUGAUCGACUACCCACUAGCCACAGCGCCCUACGAUGCCAGCAACCCUGCGCCCGCCGACGCGCAGACAUUCAAAUAUCUACUGCGGCCCUUCCAGCCCAGCGACUACGAUGCUCUGAUACUCGAGCGCAACAUUAAUGAGCGCUGCGGCUACACAUUAUGCGCCAACGCGCCACGCAAGGAGAGCGGCGGCGGGAGGUGGAGGAUGGUGGGGAAAUAUGGCAAGGGGAAGGAUUUCAAAGUCGUGGACAAGAAGGAGCUUGAGAAAUGGUGCUCGGAAGCUUGUGCUAUGAGGGCAUUGUAUGUGCGAGUGCAGUUGAGUGAGACUGCGGCGUGGGAAAGAGGAGAGCGUGGCGAAAAUACUGUCAAGAUUGAUUUGCGGGAUGAGCCAAAAUCGGACGGUGAUACCGUUGUUGAGGGGCUGGAGAAGUUACAGCUUGCUGGAGAUGACAGCGUCAAGAAGCAAGACACAGCACAUUUGGCGUUGGAGAGAGGGGAUAGAGGGCCUGCUGCGAGGAUUGGUUCGGUGGACGUGAAGAUACUGGAGAAGGAGAUCCAGCGAGUACCAGAGGCCCCUUCCCUAGAAGACGAAGAUCUCACUGAAAGGCUGGAUACCAUACAUCUAGGGAUCUUAGAGCAUGUCGGCAGAGAAUCGAGGGGUCAGAAGUUCACUAGCAUGGGGAGCGAGAAGAAAAUGGCAAUCAAGCGUCAUCCCCAGAGGAGAAUCAGCGACACCUUGGUGGGAUAUGAUCUCACAUUGAUCUAG
Lachnellula hyalina is the source of this 927-nucleotide messenger RNA. RefSeq lists its product as uncharacterized. The record is from RefSeq and is a predicted model, not a curated record. The transcript is spliced from 2 exons. Bases 1 to 927 code for a protein of 308 amino acids. Gene Ontology annotation, molecular function: RNA polymerase core enzyme binding; RNA polymerase II CTD heptapeptide repeat phosphatase activity. Lineage: Eukaryota; Fungi; Ascomycota; Leotiomycetes; Helotiales; Lachnaceae. Gene Ontology annotation, cellular component: nucleus; cytoplasm.